Fulvia fulva is the source of this 1164-nucleotide messenger RNA. RefSeq names its product Zn(2)-C6 fungal-type transcription factor afumD. The coding region runs from base 1 to 1164 and encodes 387 amino acids. The transcript is spliced from 6 exons. The record is from RefSeq and is a predicted model, not a curated record. Lineage: Eukaryota; Fungi; Ascomycota; Dothideomycetes; Mycosphaerellales; Mycosphaerellaceae. Gene Ontology annotation, molecular function: zinc ion binding; DNA-binding transcription activator activity, RNA polymerase II-specific. Gene Ontology annotation, biological process: regulation of transcription by RNA polymerase II.
AUGUGCCGUCUUGGUCAAAAAAAGUCCCGGAAAGGAUGCAUCAAUUGCAAGCGACGACGUGUGAAAUGCGACGAAUUGGCGCCAUGCCGCAACUGCAUCCGCCGAGGCGAGGACUGCAGCUUGUUGGCUCCAUCACCGAGCUCGGCCAGCGAAAGGCACGAUAUGGCAGCUGAAGCAUCGGCGACUCCCCAAGAAUGGAUGGACGACCUCGCGUUGAUGCGACACUUCGUCAAGUGGACUACCAAGGAGCCGUUCGGAGCACGCGAAGAGGUUCAGUACCUAUGGCAGGAAGUGGUUACAGACAUGGCCCUUGAGUAUCCAUUCCUUAUGCACGGCGUACUAUCCCUAGCAUCGCUCCAUCUCGUCCAUGUCAAGCCGGAGGAAGCCGACAAAUAUCUACGCAUUUGCGAUCGUCACCAGACGAGAGCAGUGGAGAUGUUCCGUGGCCUGCUCUCAUCUGAGAUAGUCGCGCAGAACGCUACACCAAUGUUUGCCCUGUCAAGCUGCAUCUCAAUAGCGUCAAUGUCUCGACAGUGUGCGACGGCGGCGAUACAGCCCGAACCGCAGUUCGUAGACAUCGACCAGGUGUGCGAGAUGUUUCUCUUGACCAGGGGAGUUGCCGAUGUUGUUAGCGCGUGCCACGAAUCGAUAAGUAAAGGUCCGCUGGCUGCCAUGAUGACGGGAUACCUUCUACCAGCCGACGAAGAUCCACUCGCGUUACCAACCACUGUUACCCAGAGGCUGGAGGACUUGUAUCAUCUGGCAGAAAAAGCAUGUCCCGAGGAAGACAAGUUUGAUGCCUGCAAACACGCGCUGUUGCAGCUCGAUAAAACAUACCAAGCCAUCGCUUACUACGAUGCUCGGAAUGAGUUGCAGACCGGGCAUGCAUGGAGCUGGAUGACUUCCAUACCGUUUCUAUUCGUUCUGAUGAUCCAAGCGAGAGAACCAGUAGCACUGAUCAUUCUGGCGGACUUCGCGGCAGCGUCAAUGUCCAUAGAGUCUGCUUGGUACACGCAGAAGUGGGGUUCAUAUUGCUUGCAAGGCAUCAGCAUGACACUCAAGGACGUGGAAGCUGGCGACUGGCUCGAAUGGCCGAGAAGACAUGCGCAGUCGAACAUGAGUGUACUGCGGCAGAGCAAGACUCCCGUCAAUGCUGCUCCAUGA